Messenger RNA from Rasamsonia emersonii CBS 393.64, 2187 nucleotides. Its product is annotated as Zinc finger transcription factor ACE I. The transcript is spliced from 5 exons. The coding region runs from base 1 to 2187 and encodes 728 amino acids. NCBI's taxonomy places the organism in Eukaryota, Fungi, Ascomycota, Eurotiomycetes, Eurotiales, Trichocomaceae. The record is from RefSeq and is a predicted model, not a curated record.
AUGUCGACCCAGACUCAACAGUCCCAAGUUCACCCCCGCCGUCGGCCGUAUAAGGCUGGCAUCCCCUCCUUGUCGACCUCUUCAGCUUCCGACCAUCCGGACCCAAAGUCAUCCUCGCCAUGCCCUCGUACUCCCCGUCUGCAAAGGGGUGCUACCUUUCACUCGCCGACAACACCGCCCCGUGAGGAUCAAGAUCCGGUCCUCAACAUCCCGUCUUUGCCGCGGCGGUCCCCCACAUGCACCAAGACGCUCGAGGCCAUCGCCGCCGGUGAACAGCGCAUGGCCAACAUCUUGGGCCGCUUCGAUUUUGACUCCUUGUCCCCGUCCAAGCCCACGGAUCGCCAAGAGGAAGACGACCUUCCUGUCCCCAGAGGGAUCCUUCAGGCCCACGUCGGCCAGCAGAGAAUGCAGACCCCGCGCAAGGAGCACAGCCUGCCGACUCCUCCGGCCGACACUCCCAACAAGGUCCAGACAGCGCAUCAUCGCCAUGCAUCGGACAGCGGGCUGGGAUCGUCGAUCAGCAGCACUGCUGCAAAUGAACGAGUGAAAGCUGGCCAUCUAUCUACUGGAAACGCGGAUCUUCCCGGCGGUCAAUCCGCCAUCACCCAUUCCAUCUCUUCUGGAGAUACGAGCAGGCGGCAACUCCCCCUGGCCGCUUGCAAGCAGAUUGAACGCUUUAUCCUUGCUCCCAUCCUGCGCGAGGAGAGGCUGAAACCGUUCCAUCCUCUCGUCCGCAGUAUUCCUCAGCGCAUCGUCGACAAGGAGAUCACCUGCCUCCGUGAUCUCGAAAAGACUCUGUUGUGGCUGGCACCGCAAUAUUCUAUUACCAAGGCGUCAUAUCUCGGGUUUUGCGAGUUUACGAUCCAGAGCAUCCAUACGGCCGUGACUCACCUCAACGAGCGCGACCAGCGGCUGCCAACCGAUCGACCGUAUACUAACGGCUAUUUCCUGGACCUUGUUGCGCAGAUUCGACAAUACGCAGCCAUGAUUGCUGCUUCGAGAGAGCGGGCGAGGGCCCGCGGAGAGCAAGCGGAUGCCACGAGCGAGGAACGACUCACCCUGGAGGGUGGUCUGUCCCAGACUGGUCGGCCCGCUGAGCUCGUCUGUCACAAGGACGACAAGGCGAUCUCCCUGCGUACGGGUGAGCCUUACGAUGAGAAAGCCGUGCCCACGAUGAAGCGCACCCUUAGCAACCAGUCGAUGGACGAGGGGGUUGCCCGUUCGAUGGCUCGCCGCAAGAAGAACGCUCCUCCGAUGGACAUCAACCAGAAGUGCCGAGAUUGCGACAAGGUGUUCAAGAGACCUUGUGAUUUGACGAAACAUGAAAAGACCCACUCUCGCCCGUGGAAAUGCACGGAGCCAUCGUGCAAGUAUUUCGAGAUCGGCUGGCCGACUGAGAAAGAGCGGGAUCGCCACAUGAACGACCGUCACUCGCAGUCUCCUGCUCUUUUCAAGUGCAAAUUCGCUCCUUGUACCUACCAAUCUAAACGGGAGAGUAACUGCAAGCAGCACAUGGAGAAGGCCCAUGGCUGGGUUUACAUUCGGUCAAAGAGCAACGGCAAGAACAAGAAGGCUUCUUCGGUGUCGUCUGCGCAGCCGACUCCUCAGACUCCCGCCAUGUCGACUCCAUCCAACAGUACCGACGUCCCCACACCCGUGAGCGGCCCUGCGCCGUCUCCGUAUGAUCCGUUUACUGGGUUGUCUGCGAAUCAGCAGUUCUCGUUUGCUGAACCCCCGGUAAAUCCCAACACGGACUUCCAGUUGUUCCCUGAUGUCCAGUUGUUGGAUAACACGUUUGAUGAUGUCCCGAUGAGCAUGGACGAUUUCAACACGGUCCCUACCAGCCUCGAUUUCAGCGCGUUUCAAGCGCAGCUGGAGGCCGGGAAUCCAGAUGAUCUCAUCCCCGCGAUGGACAUGUAUCGCCCGUCUAUGUCUUCUAAUGGAUCCCUUGAGUCGAUGGGCUCGUCAAGUAUCUUUGACAAUUCCGCCCUGGCCGUGUCGGAAAACAUUGACUCGAUGGGGGCGCCGAGCAUUUUCGAUAAUUCGCCGCUGGCGGUGUCGGAAAACGUCGAGUCGAUGGGUAUCUUUGAGAAUACUCCGUUGACGACGUCCGAGAACAUGAAAUAUGACUCUGAGUGGGCGCAUAAUUGGUAUCAGUCUGGCGAUCAAUACCAGUAUCCUCUAUAA